GUCGCUGGAAGGAUGAGUUUUUCAAACAAAGUUGUGAUCGUUACUGGGGCCAGUUCCGGUAUAGGAGCUGCAACGGCAAUUGCAUUUGUUAAGGAAGGUGCUAAUGUUGUAAUCGUCGGAAGAAAUGUACAGAAGCUACAAAGGGUUAAUGACGAAUGUGUUAAAGUAGGAAAAUUACCUCUAGUGAUAAGAGCAGAUGUAUCUAACGAUGAAGACUCGAAGAGGAUUAUUAAUGAAACCAUUGAAAAAUAUGGCCAAAUAGAUGUCCUCGUAAACAACGCAGGAAUAAUUGCAUUUGAUAGCAUUUUAGACGACAACAUCGUGUCGGUGUAUGAUUCCAUCAUGAAGACUAAUAUGCGAGCUGUAGUAAGCAUGACUCACUUAGCUGCUCCACAUUUAAUUAAAACAAAGGGUAAUAUUGUUAAUAUAUCAAGCGUAGCUGGGAAGAUAACGAUAAAAGAUUAUCAAAUGGUGUGCUAUAGUUCUUCGAAAGCAGCCUUGGAUCAUUUUACACGCCUUGUAGCAGCAGAGCUUGCUAAGUACGGUGUGAGAGUUAACGCAAUAAGUCCCGGACCUGUCAAAACUGAUAUUGCAAUUAACGCUGGUAUCGAUGUCUCCACGCUGUCGGAUGAAGAUGAAGCGCAAACAGUGGCUUUGGGAAGAAUAUCCGAACCGGAAGAAAUUGCAGAUCUGAUAUUGUUUGUAGCGAGCGACAAAGCUAAAGCAAUAACUGGAUCCGAUUACGUGACUGAUAAUGGAGCUAUGUUGGUGUAA
Melitaea cinxia (Glanville fritillary) is the source of this 774-nucleotide messenger RNA. Its product is annotated as 3-oxoacyl-[acyl-carrier-protein] reductase FabG-like. The record is from RefSeq and is a predicted model, not a curated record. The coding region runs from base 13 to 774 and encodes 253 amino acids. Gene Ontology annotation, molecular function: oxidoreductase activity. NCBI's taxonomy places the organism in Eukaryota, Metazoa, Arthropoda, Insecta, Lepidoptera, Nymphalidae. The transcript has a single exon.